Molecule: messenger RNA, 1044 nt
Organism: Dentiscutata erythropus
Lineage: Eukaryota; Fungi; Glomeromycota; Glomeromycetes; Diversisporales; Gigasporaceae
Source: the annotation of a GenBank genome assembly
AUGGCACAUUUUUUUAAAGUUAAACCGUUUUCAAAUCAAGGGAUCCUCACAAGAAGUUCAAUUUUAAAAGUAAGGAAUACAAGUAAUUCAGUCAAUCAAAAUGGUUUAAAUGAGUGGCAAUUUCUAUUUGAAGAUGCAUCUAACGAAGAUGACAAUAAAAAAGUAAGAAAGAAGACACAAACGGAAUAUCAAAAGUUGAAAAGAUCACGACCGGAUGGAUACUUUAAAGCAAAGGAAGAAUUUCGUCAAAUAUACUCAGCUCUCUUUGAUCGACACCGACCAACAAAAGAGACCACGAAUUCAUCAGAUUCAAUACCAUUAUUACAAAAGCAUUUAAAUGAAUUAAAAACUCAAUCAAAAACAGAACAAAUUAUAAAGUAUCCUCAAUCAAAACAACAAUCUGAUGCAACAAAAUGGUUUCAUGAACAAUUUGGAGAAGCUAUAACGAUGAAAAUACAAAAUAAUUUAAUAGAAUGUAAAACAACUUUACAAUUACGAGAUUAUAUAUCUAACCGAAUAUUUCCUGAUUCAACAAUUACCAAAGUUAACAAUGAAUCGCCUUUAAAAAAAAGUACUAACCGAAAAAAUCGAGUAAUUGAUGAUUUAGGACGACCUAUAGAUGCAAACUACGCAACACUUUUAAAAGAAAGUAUAGCUUUAUGUCGUACAAAGUUCAAUGAUCCUUAUAUGGCAUUUGCAAUCUUUGAACAAGUCAAACGUCGUGGUGUUAUAUCAUACGUACUUGGUUGUAAUGCACAAGUUUAUAACGAAUUAAUUAAAACAAGAUGGGAUUGUUGGAGAGAUCUCUAUGGAGUUGGAGAAUUAUUGAACGAGAUGUUGGUUAAUGGAAUUGAUUUUGAUGAAGGAACAAGAGAAGUUGUAAGUGAUAUUGCUUUGAAGGUAUUUGAUGAAGAUGGGAAAUUAACAGCAGGAUGGGAACUCGAACAGGAUGGACAAGUUUACAAAAAUAUAACGGAAGCUUUCAAAGUGUUUUCUAGGAAAUUAAAGAGGAAUUCAAAUAGUUAUAGAAGAAAAGAUAAUUAA